AUGUCGGACGAUGAGGCCGACCCUGAACUCGUCGAACUGCUUCGGCAGCAUAUUCAAGGGCGACUCAGGGUGAGCGAGGAGCCUGAGACUGGUGUUCUUCAAGAUGCCGAGUAUGUCUACGACAACUCGAUCGACGUCGCCGUGGAUAUGCGUUCGACCAAAAACGCAGCAGCUGCCAUAUACGACGCGAUGCAGAAAAAAGCGUAUUCCACCGCCACCUGGAGUGAGCAUGAAUUGCACCCAAAGCCUGAUGGCGGUGAAGCCACUGUCGCUUUUAUCUUUACCAUGGACCUGCUCAACUUCAGUUUCUGGUCUGAACUGCCGGAUGAUAAGCGCUUUUCCAUCGAGUACCGCGGGAAGAAGUGGACAGGCUACUGGAGUUUGGUGGCUGCUCUGCAGAGGGCAUUGGAAGAGGGGAUUCCCAUCACGAGUUCCGAUUUCUGGCAAAGCGAGGAUGAAUGUAAUCUGGAGGUUCUGAAGCAGGUUUUCCGCUCCGCCACAGACGAGGAGAUGCCGUUGCUCGCUGAGCGUCUCUCUUGUCUUCGUGAAGCAGGACAGGUCCUAUACGAAAAAUAUUCGUGCAGUGCAGCAAAUAUCAUUAAGGCGGCCGAUGGCUCGGCGGCUCGAUUUGUCAACAUCCUGGCUCGCGACUUUGCCUGUUUCCGUGACGAGCACCAGUUACCAGGCGGUCGCCGGAAACCAGUUCGUAUCCUCAAGCGCGCUCAGAUCCUAGCCGCAGACCUCUGGGCUUGUUUUCAGGGCGAAGGCCCCUAUGGCAGCUUCCGAGACAUUGACAAGAUUACCAUGUUUGCCGAUUAUCGUAUACCGCAGAUUCUGUGCAGUCUGGGUUGCAUUGGCUAUAGUCCUCCUUUGGACGUCGCUAUUAAGGAAAAGCGACUGUUGGAAGCUGGCGGUGUUUGGGAGAUGCAGUUGAGAGGUUGGUUUCACGACAUGAAAAGUCGCCCAUUUCUCUCAUACACAACACCGCUAACCUUUGUUUGCAUGGCUGAAGCCUGCAGUAUCUGGUGUGUAGAGCUUUUGCGGAGAGAAAUCCAGCGGACGCACCCAGAUACCAAGGUCAACGCUAUAUUAAUCGAUUUCUUCCUGUACGACACGAUGAAGGAGAAAGAGGCUGCUGGGCAGGAGACGGUCCCACACCAUAGGACUCGGAGCAUCUGGUAUUGA
Molecule: messenger RNA, 1185 nt
Organism: Pyricularia pennisetigena
Lineage: Eukaryota; Fungi; Ascomycota; Sordariomycetes; Magnaporthales; Pyriculariaceae
Exons: 3
Coding region: 1-1185 (394 amino acids)
Source: RefSeq, a predicted model, not a curated record